Messenger RNA from Pezoporus flaviventris, 533 nucleotides. RefSeq names its product adaptor related protein complex 2 subunit sigma 1 (gene AP2S1). Gene Ontology annotation, molecular function: clathrin-cargo adaptor activity. The record is from RefSeq and is a predicted model, not a curated record. The transcript is spliced from 5 exons. Gene Ontology annotation, biological process: clathrin-dependent endocytosis; intracellular protein transport. Bases 91 to 519 code for a protein of 142 amino acids. Lineage: Eukaryota; Metazoa; Chordata; Aves; Psittaciformes; Psittacidae. Gene Ontology annotation, cellular component: AP-2 adaptor complex; membrane coat; intracellular membrane-bounded organelle.
GGCGGGACUACAACUCCCAUCGUGCCCCGCGGCGGCCGGGAGCGGAUAUCCGGUUCGAGCCGGAGCCGGGGGGGCACGGGACCAGCAGCCAUGAUCCGCUUCAUCCUGAUCCAGAACCGGGCGGGGAAGACGCGCCUGGCCAAGUGGUACAUGCAGUUCGACGACGACGAGAAGCAGAAGCUCAUCGAGGAGGUGCACGCCGUGGUCACCGUCCGCGACGCCAAGCACACCAACUUCGUGGAGUUCCGGAACUUCAAGAUCAUUUACCGCCGCUACGCCGGCCUCUACUUCUGCAUCUGCGUUGACGUCACCGACAACAACUUGGCCUACCUGGAGGCCAUCCACAACUUCGUGGAGGUGCUCAAUGAGUACUUCCACAACGUCUGCGAGCUCGACCUCGUCUUCAACUUCUAUAAGGUGUACACGGUGGUGGAUGAGAUGUUCCUGGCCGGGGAGAUCCGGGAGACGAGCCAGACCAAGGUCCUCAAGCAGCUCCUGAUGCUCCAGUCCCUGGAGUGAACCGGGACCAAACU